Molecule: messenger RNA, 1938 nt
Organism: Salarias fasciatus (jewelled blenny)
Lineage: Eukaryota; Metazoa; Chordata; Actinopteri; Blenniiformes; Blenniidae
Gene: gabrd
Product: gamma-aminobutyric acid type A receptor subunit delta
Exons: 9
Coding region: 289-1683 (464 amino acids)
Biological process (GO): monoatomic ion transmembrane transport
Cellular component (GO): membrane
Molecular function (GO): GABA-A receptor activity; extracellular ligand-gated monoatomic ion channel activity
Source: RefSeq, a predicted model, not a curated record
GGAGCGGGAGUUUCCAGGUGCGCUCUGCGCUCUUCGUGCGCUCCCGGACGCACGGUUGGGGGGGGGGGAUCGAUCUGGGGAUCUUCAUCAUGGGGUCAUCGUCGCCGUCACCUCCAGCAGCAGCAGCAGCAGCAGCGCCGCACUUUACUUUGCGCUCCGCAGCGUCGGAGGAGAGCGCACUAAAAUAAGAAACUCAGCGGGGCUUUUUCCAUCGGCUUGAAUCGCAGGAAACUUUUCUAUCUUGAUUUCCCGGUGUUCGUCGUCGUGCGCGGCGGAGCGUCGAGUGGAAUGGAGAUCCCAACUUUCCUGCUGUCGAGUGCCGCUCUGCUCUUCGUCGGAGGGGAUAUUUUCACCAGGGCCAUGCUGAGUGACAUUGGGGACUAUGUAGGUACAGACAUUGAAAUAUCCUGGUUACCUAAUCUGGAUGAUUUAAUGAAGGGCUAUGCCAGAAAUUUUCGCCCUGGGAUAGGAGGUCCGCCUGUGAAUGUGGCCAUGGCUAUUGAGGUGGCCAGCAUUGACCACAUCUCCGAAGCCAACAUGGAAUACACCAUGACCGUAUUCCUGCGGCAGAGCUGGCACGACGACCGCCUGUCUUACAACCACACCAACAAGACUUUAGGACUGGACAGUCGCUUCGUGGACAAGCUGUGGCUGCCCGACACCUUCAUCGUCAACGCCAAAUCCGCCUGGUUUCACGACGUGACCGUGGAGAACAAGCUGAUCCGCCUGCAGCCCAACGGAGUCAUCCUAUACAGCAGCAGAAUCACUUCGACGGUGGCGUGCGACAUGGACCUGACCAAGUAUCCCAUGGACGAACAGGAAUGCAUGCUGGACUUGGAAAGCUACGGGUACUCCUCAGAGGACAUCGUGUAUCACUGGUCGGAGAGCCAGAGAUACAUCCACGGCCUGGACAAGCUGGAGCUUUCCCAGUUCACCAUCACAGACUACCGAUUCGUCACCGAGAUGAUGAACUUCAAAUCAGCGGGACGAUUUCCAAGACUCAGUCUUCGCUUUCAGCUGAGACGGAACCGAGGCGUCUACAUCAUCCAGUCGUACAUGCCUUCCAUACUUCUGGUGGCCAUGUCCUGGGUUUCCUUCUGGAUCAGCCAGUCAGCCGUCCCUGCCCGGGUGUCCUUAGGCAUCACCACCGUGCUCACCAUGACCACCCUGAUGGUGAGCGCCCGCUCCUCCCUGCCGCGAGCCUCGGCCAUCAAGGCGUUGGACGUCUACUUCUGGAUCUGCUACGUGUUUGUGUUCGCGGCGCUCAUCGAGUACGCCUUCGCUCACUACAACGCGGACUACCGGCUCAAAGAGAAGGCCAAGGUGAAGGCCAACAAGCUCAGUUCUGAGUCCAUUGUGAAGAAUGGAAAACAGGCCAUGGUUCUGUUUUCCCUGUCGGUCACCGGCAUGAACCAGGGCGUGGUCAUCUCCAACCGCCAGGGCCGGGCGCAGCGCGCCAGCAGCGAGAUCCCGGGGGAGGGCGGCGGCGGCGGCGGCGAGGAGCCCGAGCCCAGGAGGAGGCGGUCCAAGCAGGCGGAGGAGAGCGAGGAGGAGAAGAAGUGCUGUUCCAAGUGCGUCUGCAAGCCCAUCGACGCCGACACCAUCGACAUCUACGCCCGGGCCGUGUUCCCCUUCACCUUCGCCGUGGUGAACGUGAUCUACUGGGUGGCGUACACCAUGUGAAGAGGAGGCAGCGGGAGCCUGCGCGAGUGGCCGCCGUCCAGAGCUGUAUAUAAGAAACUGCUGGAGCGGCGCCACGCUGAUGCCGGCGGACUGACGCAGGCCUCGAGUUACAGGAACAAAAAAAAAAAAAAAAAAAAAAAUUCAAGCCUCCGGAAGACAGCCUGUGAAUAUGGAAAUCUGCUAUUUAAUGGAAGUAGUUAUGAGUUUAAAAGGUGUUAAGAGGACUUCAUUACAUUUGCAUAGAAGCGGCGGCUG